CUUUCCUUAUUGACGGCUUUAAGUUUGACAUGCGCAUCUAUGUGCUGGUCACCUCCUGUGACCCGCUGAGGAUUUUUGUCUACAAGGAGGGGCUGGCGCGGUUUGCCACCAUGAGGUACAUCAAUCCCAGCAGCAGAAACCUGGGUGACAUCUGCAUGCACCUGACCAAUUACGCCAUCAACAAACACAACGAAAACUUCAACCAGGAUGACACGAUGGGCAGCAAGAGGAAACUGUCCACCCUGAACGCCUGGAUGACGGACAACAGCUACAACACGACAAAACUCUGGAAAGACAUUGAAGAUAUUAUAAUAAAGACUCUUAUUUCAGCUCACCCUAUUGUAAAGCACAGUUACCAAACCUGCUUUCCAAACCACACCAGCAGCGGUGCCUGCUUCGAGAUCCUGGGGUUCGACAUUCUGUUGGACAGAACGCUGAAGCCGUGGCUGCUCGAGGUGAACCACUCUCCCAGCUUCACCACGGACUCUCGCCUGGAUCGGGAGGUGAAGGACGCUCUCCUCUGCGACACCAUCAACCUGAUCAAUGUGCAUGCCUGUAACAAAAGGAAGGUGCUGGAGGAGGACAAGCAGCGGGCGAAGGAACGGCUCCUCCAGUCCCCUCAGACGCUCCGCGCAUCCAGGCGCAAGGAGCUGGAGAGCAGCCAGGCUGCGUGGCGGCUGCAGGCGGAGCAGUACGAGGACUCGCACCUGGGCGGGUACCGGCGCAUCUAUCCCGCCUGCGGCACGGACAAGUACGAGCCGUUCUUCAGGCAGAGCAGCUCCCUGGUCCAGGAGACGGUGGCAUCCCGCGCACGAGAGGAGUGUGCCAGGCAGCAGCUGGAGGAAAUUCGCCUGAAAAAAAAAAAGUUGGAAGCUGUUACCAAGAAGAAGAAAACCGAGAGGAAAGAUGAGCUGCAGGGAGAGUCAGCUGGGGACAAAUCCCAGAUCCGUAACGAAACCCAGGCUCCUGCAUCCCGCCUCGCCUGCAGAAGCACCAGGACGUGGGACAGGAAGAUGCAGCACAUGCAGUACAACUCCAUGCAGCCCCAGGAUAUUGUGGAAAAGGAGGAGAGGAGGAGGGUGAACACUCUUCAGCAGCGCAAGAACCUCAUCCGAGGGCUGGGCAUCGUCGAGCAGCUCUCCCGGCUGCUCCCAGCAGCCCCCAGACCGGCCGGACGCCCCAGGAGCUGCGCCGCCAACCCCAAAAAAGGUUGCCCAGACCCACCCCGCAAAGCCAGCAUGGGAGAUGGCUGCUCGCG
Pterocles gutturalis (yellow-throated sandgrouse) is the source of this 1258-nucleotide messenger RNA. It is a transcript of the gene TTLL6, whose product is annotated as tubulin tyrosine ligase-like family, member 6. Lineage: Eukaryota; Metazoa; Chordata; Aves; Pterocliformes; Pteroclidae. The transcript is spliced from 7 exons. Gene Ontology annotation, cellular component: cilium. The annotation marks the transcript as partial. The record is from RefSeq and is a predicted model, not a curated record. Gene Ontology annotation, biological process: microtubule cytoskeleton organization; protein polyglutamylation. Gene Ontology annotation, molecular function: tubulin binding; tubulin-glutamic acid ligase activity.